AUGCGUUUACUAUCAGAUCUAAAACUUAGCGCACUACUGGCAUUCAGUGAAACAACAUUGGCACGGAAAGUAGAACGAGCCAACGGAGACGGUCUGGAAAGGAAGAGAAAGAGCGAAGAGAAGGGCAAGCCGUGUUGUGUCGAAGCAAGAGACGGCUUCCAGGUGUUGGCUAGGCCGUGGGUCGCGCUCGAACGUCUUCCGGCGUUCUCCGGGUGGUUCGUGCUAGACUCGGGAAAAGCCGCCUGUGACGGCGGAAGGUCACGCUGUGCGGACGCCGUCCGUCCGCUCCGUCGGUCAUCCAUCCAGAGUGGGCGUGGCUAUCCAUGCCAAAUUCAAACGCUGCGGCGGGUGCGGCGCCAUCUGGCGCUUGUACUCACUGGCGACGACGUCGACUUACACGCCACCAGCUGCGGCCGACAUUUGAAAUUUGACGCAAAAUCACACCUCGGUAGUGAUCGAACGAUGUCGUAA
Angiostrongylus costaricensis is the source of this 471-nucleotide messenger RNA. Lineage: Eukaryota; Metazoa; Nematoda; Chromadorea; Rhabditida; Metastrongylidae. The record is from the annotation of a GenBank genome assembly.